CGCCCGUCAGUAGCGUUGCGCGCGCGCCGGUCAAACAACGUGCGACUAAAUAAAGACAAAACAAGAUGGCGGCGCGAGGCACACAGUGUUUUCUAACAGUGACAAGAAAGUACAGCUCAUCAGCUGACAAAAAUGUUGCUUUCCUCGGCCUCGGAAAUAUGGGCGGUUUCAUGGCUGCUAACUUAGCCAAAAAGGGCUUCGCAGUCCGUGGUUACGACCCAUCCAAGGAGGCUUUGGCUGCAGCCGCCAAGAACGGUAUUGCUGAAGCUAACUCCAUCGCCGCGGCUGUAGAUGGCGCUGACGUCGUAGUUUCCAUUCUGCCUAGCAACAAGGUUGUGCUCGACGCUUACCUCGGCAAAGAUGGUGUAGUUCAACAUGCCCGUAAAGGAGCACUCCUAAUUGACUCCAGCACCGUUGACCCCAACGUACCGAAGCAGAUCUUCCCCGUAGCUAUCGAGAGCGGCAAAGGCUUCACAGAUGCCCCUGUAUCAGGAGGUGUCAUGGGUGCGCAGAACGCCACCCUUGCCUUCAUGGCUGGUGGUCGCAAGGAGGACUUCGAGAGGUCCUUGCCGUUCCUCAAAGCUAUGGGAGCUAAACAGUUCCACUGCGGUGAGGUCGGUUCUGGCCAGGUCGCCAAGCUGACCAACAACAUGCUCAUGGGUAUCACUGGAAUGGCCACCGCUGAGUGCAUGCAUAUGGGUAUCAAAAUGGGUCUGGACCCUAAAGUACUCUUGGAUGUUCUGAACAACUCCUCAGCCCGCUCAUGGUCUACCGAAGUAUACUGCCCAGUUCCCGGCCUGGUACCCACCGCACCUUCCAGCAGGAACUAUGACGGUGGAUUCAAGAACGAACUUAUGGUUAAGGACUUGGAGCUGGCCAGUUCUAUGGCUCUUGGUAUCAGGUCACCAAUCCCACUCGGCGCCGUAGCAACGCAACUGUACCGCAUCGUACAGUCCCGAGGAUAUGGACAGAAGGACUUCUCAUAUGUCUUCCAACUCCUCAAAGAAGAUGCAGAGAAAAAGAAAUGAUCAAACUAAAGUAUUACUUAAGUGAA
Messenger RNA from Spodoptera litura, 1054 nucleotides. RefSeq names its product 3-hydroxyisobutyrate dehydrogenase (gene hibadh). Lineage: Eukaryota; Metazoa; Arthropoda; Insecta; Lepidoptera; Noctuidae. The record is from RefSeq and is a predicted model, not a curated record. Gene Ontology annotation, biological process: L-valine catabolic process. Gene Ontology annotation, cellular component: mitochondrion. Gene Ontology annotation, molecular function: NAD binding; 3-hydroxyisobutyrate dehydrogenase activity; NADP binding.